Messenger RNA from Pterocles gutturalis (yellow-throated sandgrouse), 2226 nucleotides. RefSeq names its product chromosome unknown open reading frame, human C14orf37 (gene ARMH4). The record is from RefSeq and is a predicted model, not a curated record. NCBI's taxonomy places the organism in Eukaryota, Metazoa, Chordata, Aves, Pterocliformes, Pteroclidae. The transcript is spliced from 7 exons. The coding region runs from base 1 to 2226 and encodes 741 amino acids.
AUGAGCAGAUCAGUAGGAUUUAACAUCUGUGUGGUCACCUGCAGCAUGCUGCUCUUGGCAUGGUGGACCAGAGGACUUCCAUCUCAGCAACUGGAGGAGAGGGACAUGACCAAGGUCCAUCCUGGCCCCUGGGUGGGAAAUGGGGUAGAAGAUGAAAGGACGAGUGUGCUGAACUUGGAAAAUAACCUAGGUCCUUCUGAGCAGCCUGUCUCUGAAGAACCACGUGGAGUGUCAGCAAAGCCAUCGGGGAUGCCCUUCAGUGAAGGUUUCACUGCAGCAGGAGAAGCGCUGCCUGUAAGCCAGAGCCAGGUCACCCCAGCUAGCCAGGAUGCUCCCACCUCUGCUGUGGCUGUGCCUGCUGUGGGUGAGGAGGAGCUUGGUCCCACGCAGUCAGAGCUGGGUGAGGAUGAUGUUUUCAAGGCCAUGCUGACCACAGCUGUGACCACACUGAGCCCCACUGUCCAGGAGGAGUCUGGUGGCCCCGUUGGUGACACCACCACAGAGGUAGAGCCCAGCUCUGUCAGCCUCUCAGCAAACCCCCUUUCUGGGACAGCUGAGGAGGAGCAGGCAGAGAGCAGCCUGCACCCCUCAGCUGCACCCCAACCCACACGGUACCCCAGCUCUCCUGGCUGGGGAACGGCAAGUGACCACCCUGUCACCCCAGCUGCCCAGGCUGGUGGCGUGACCUCUGAGGUGGGGAUGCUGAGAGCCCACACAGGGAGCCCUCCGAGGUCCCUGGCUGUGCCAGCUUCUGCGGCUGCAACACGUCCCCUCAUGGUGACCGAGGCCUCCCUCCGCCUGGAAGCAGGGAUGGGUGUUGGGCAAGGAGAGCAGCCUGCCACGGCUGGCACUGCCACCAGCCACCCUAUGGACACUGUGCCAUCUGACUGGGAUGACACAAAACUGGGAGAUGUAACUCAAGGGGGAAUCAUGUCUCAUGAGGAGGUGAUGGAGGACCUGGGGGCAGCAGAACCAUCCCAGACCCCACAGGGAGAUGUAGGGGAGGAAGAAGAUGCAACAAGAGUGCUGCCAGCCCCAGUGUCCCCUCCACCAGCUCCUGAGCUGGCCAAGGAGACCAACUGCACAGCCCUGGUGCAAGGAGGGGAGUCACCAGUAGCUUCCACAGGCAGCAGUGAUGCUCUCCACACUGCAAAUGUGACGGAUGCGGACAUGGCUGAUCUCAACUCACUGGAAAACAUAAAUACAGUCACAGAAGAGGAGGAGAAGAGCAUCCUGUCAUCACAGACAGAGGCUGCUGUGAUGGCAGAGACAGAGUCUGAUCUCUCUCCUACUCUGGAAAGCUCAUGGAAAGGUGUUACUCAGGAGGUGCUAACAGUUGCUGAGGAGGCUGAUGCCGCGCUCUCAGCUGUGACACUGGUGCCUGCUGCUACCCAGGGAGCAGGAGCUGCAAGCUUUCCGCAGGAAAACAGCGGGGAGGACACCCAGAUGCCUACUGCUCCCAGUGCCACCCAGAUGCUGGUGGCAGCUGGUGCUUCCUCUGUGGCCAACACUCCAGAGACAGAAGAUCUCUCAGAUGUGGUCCUGGUCACCAGCGAGAAGGCUGUGCCAGCUCCUGGUGGGUUGUCUGCUACCCAGGCUGGCCAGACAGAGGAGCCAUCCAGCAGAAUUGUGGUCCUGGUAACUCCAGCAUCGAUGGCAUCUUCUGUCAGGAGGACAGCUCUUCCGUCUGUGAGGAGGAUCAGCACAGCUGUGACCUAUGGGCUGGACCGCCUGGAGUCAGAAGAGGGUGAGGAAGAGGAAGAGGAUGAAGAGGAAGAAGAAGAGGAAGAAGAGGAAGAUGAGGAGGACAAAGACAUAGAUUUGAUGGAUGAAAGCAUGGAGGGUGACAUGGAGCUGCCGGGUUUCACGCUUCCAGGCGAGACCUCCCAGGAACCCAUAGCUGGCUUGGAAAACCCUGUGGCCCAGCUGGCUGGGGUGUCCUACCAGAUUCCUGACACCAUCGAGUGGGAGCAGCAGAACCAGGGUCUGGUGAGAAGCUGGAUGGAGAAGCUGAAAGAUAAGGCAGGAUACAUGUCGGGGAUGCUGGUUCCUGUUGGAGUCGGAAUAGCCGGAGCCCUCUUUAUCCUAGGAGCACUCUACAGCAUUAAGAUUAUGAAUCGCCGAAGGAGAAAUGGCUCAAAGAGACAUAAAAGAAAGCAGAGAGAAUUUAACAGCAUGCAAGACCGAGUCAUGCUCUUAGCCGACAGCUCCGAAGAUGAAUUUUGA